Eucalyptus grandis is the source of this 1083-nucleotide messenger RNA. RefSeq names its product probable E3 ubiquitin-protein ligase RHA4A. Lineage: Eukaryota; Viridiplantae; Streptophyta; Magnoliopsida; Myrtales; Myrtaceae. Bases 211 to 900 code for a protein of 229 amino acids. The record is from RefSeq and is a predicted model, not a curated record. The transcript has 3 exons.
CAAUUCUCCUCAGUCUUGCAACAAUUUCAUAAAGAGUCUGUGUGUGCGCGUGUCACACAGAGCAAUCUUCUCCAUAUAUUUAGAGGAAGAAGGCCUAUCUAACCCCCUAUAUAUUUUGCCUUUAUCAGCUCUAGACUUCGCCCACUCGAGAUAGAUAUAUCAACAUAGUUUCUUUCUUUAAAUUUUCAUUAAAGUGUGUCAGGAGUUUUGAUGGGUCUUCCUCAAUCGCCACCAAUCUCACCACCUCAUCUGUAUCCUCAGGCGCUUCAGCUCAAGCUUUAUCAGGCCUUCAUAUUCUCCAUCCCUAUUCUCUUCUCCAUCAUUCUCUUCUUGCUGUUCUACCUGUUCUACCUAAAGAAGAGGGCCUCUUCUCUCUCCUCUCCCCCACCUGCCCUGCCUGUAUCCUCCAACCGAGCACCUCCUUAUGUCUCCUCGCCAUGCCAAGUGGGAUUGAAAGGAGAGCUCAAAGACAAGCUUCCAAUAGUACUGUUCGAUGAGGAACUCGGAGCAAACGAUUCGCAGUGUUGCGUGUGCUUGGGAGAGUUCGAAAUGAAAGAGGAGCUGCUCCAAGUGCCGUCCUGCAAGCACGUCUUCCACAUCAACUGCAUCCACCACUGGCUCCACUCCAACGCCACUUGCCCUCUCUGUCGCUGCUCCGUCAUCCCCGCCGCCACCGCCAAGUCUCACGGCUCGCCGCAGCCACACCAAGAUGGCCAGAGCUCCUCGGACCCCGCGCAGGCAUUCAUUCGGCCCGAUCUAGAGCAGCCGCAGCAGCAUCGACAAGAACAUGUCACUGUGCCAAUCCAAGGUCCGAGCUCAAGUGGGGAUGCAUGUCCUGGGGACUCACAAUCCGUGAUUGUCAAUGUCCAAGCGCUCGAGACUCUACGAAGCACGAUUUGAGAGGCUCUCUCUCUCUUUUUGGUCGGGCAUGAAAUUCUAGGGUAACGUGCUAUUGUAGUUUGCAGAGAUAGAAAAUUUUGCUUUUUUUUUUUCCCACCACUCACACUCUUUUUUUAGGGGGGUCAAAAUUGAAGAAUCAGUCUCAAGUCUAAACUAGAGUAAUAAAAAGAGCAGUUGAUGACA